UUUGUGUUCGUCUUCGCUCUUGCGGCAAAUUCAUUAACAAACGCAUACGACUACGAAUGUAAUGUGCCUCUUUUGGAUAGAGCUCAUUUAACAGCAACUACGUUUCUACCGGAGAGAGGACCUAACAAUGCGAGACUUAACGGUGGAUACUAACAAAGAACAAUAAUAAGGCCGUACAUAAAGAGAGUAGAAUAUUAUGAAUUUUAUAAUAAUUUAAUUAAUGAAAAGAUAUAAUAUCAAUGUUGAUAAAAUGAGUCAAAGCGUUCGCUGGGCAUUUAAUUGGAAAGAAUGGAGUCCAAAUGAAAAAGAAUUUUCACGUGCAAUUUCUUGUGUACAACUAGAAGAGAAGGAAAGAUUAGAUAGAUUCGUAUUUCGGAAGGAUGUUAGGGCUUCUCUCAUAGGUAGAUUAUUAAUGAGAAAGUUUGUUAAUGAGUAUACACAUAUCCCAUAUGAUAAAAUAGUAUUUACAAGAGAUAACAAUAACAAACCUAUUUUAAAGAACUCUGCAAUAAAUAUUAGCUUUAAUGUUUCGCAUCAAGGAUAUUACAGUGUGUUAGCAGGUGAAGUUAGAGAUGUAUUAUUGGGUGUAGAUAUUAUGAAAUUAGAAUAUACAGGUGGUAAACAAUUAUCUGAAUUUUUUCGUAUUAUGAAUAGAAACUUUUCAUCUUCCGAAUGGGAAGAAAUCCGAGGUAGUACAACUUGCAUGGAAGUUGAACAAAUUAGUAUGUUCUGUAGACAUUGGGCUUUAAAAGAAAGCUUUGUUAAAGCUUUGGGAAUAGGAAUAGUUACAGAUCUUAGAACGAUCGAUUUCAAGACAAAUUCAAAAUUGGUUCCGAAUAAAUUAGUAUGCGAUACUGUGUUAUAUCAAAAAGGAAAUAAACAAAAUUGGUUAUUUGAAGAAUCAUUGUUGGACUCUGAGCAUUGUGUUGCUGUAGCUUUACAAGAAAAUGGAAUAGCACCUAAAUCCCAAAAUAAAAUGUUUGAACUGUUGGAUUAUAAUAAACUUUUAGUGAAUGCUAUACCUAUGCAUUUAGAAGAUGAACAAUAUGUGAAAAAAUAUUUUAGUAAAAAUGAGAAACCUUAAACAUCUCUAGCAGAGCUUGCAAUAAUAUUUGAUAAUGUACAUAAUUUUUGUUUUAUGGGAAAAUAAAUUUAUAUAAACUAA
Molecule: messenger RNA, 1165 nt
Organism: Vespula pensylvanica (western yellowjacket)
Lineage: Eukaryota; Metazoa; Arthropoda; Insecta; Hymenoptera; Vespidae
Product: L-aminoadipate-semialdehyde dehydrogenase-phosphopantetheinyl transferase
Exons: 3
Coding region: 221-1084 (287 amino acids)
Cellular component (GO): cytosol
Molecular function (GO): magnesium ion binding; holo-[acyl-carrier-protein] synthase activity
Source: RefSeq, a predicted model, not a curated record